CGUUUUCACAUUUGGAUCGAACGAAUACAUGCACCUUUCUUGAUCAUAUUUUGUAUAUAAACACCUUGUCUCCUCUUCAUGACAUCCCUUUAACUUCCACAUCUCGUCAAAAUGGUGUCAGCACAAAGAUCUGACGCGCAAUCCUUCUUGAGCUCAAGUAUAUCCUCCAUCCUAUACAUUUGGAAACAGCAUUGGCCAUUAAUCGUUGGGAUCCCAUUGGUAUUCUUUUCUUAUUUGGUGUACAAGUAUGUUUUGCGUGUUCGUUAUUUCAGCAAAAUCCGUCAUUAUCCUGGCCCACCCCAUGGUCAUUGGCUUUUCGGUCAAGCUCCUGCAGUGAUCGCAUCUGAACCGGGUAUGGCACAAUUGGCAUGGCACAAGAAGUACGGCAAAGUGUUCAGAUUAGCAGGUGUCUUGCCUGGACAAGAAACUAUGAGCUUUAAUUCGUACACCGCUCUCAAGACAAUCUUGGUUGAUAAGCCAUACGAAUUCCCCAAGCCUCCCUUCGUUCGUGAUCUUCUCGGUAUUGCUGCAGGCUACGGUCUCCUGACGCUGGAAGGACCAGACCAUCAAGCUUUGCGUAGAUUUAUGAACCAAGCAUUCUCAUUCAGGUACUUGCAUGAACAAUUUGAACAAUACUACAAACCGAUUAACUCUUUGGUCGAAAUUUUAGAAACAAAGACAAAAGAUGAAAAAGGACAACCUGUAAAAGAAGGUGUAGAGAUGGAAGUGACAAAAUUGAUCGAUUCAACAUUGAUGGACAUCAUUUGCUUAACCGCUUUUGGUUAUGAAUGUGAUAGUUUACAUAACCCUAAACAACCACUCGCACAUUCUUAUCACAAAUUGGUCAAUUUGCAAGAUGGUAAAAAUAUGUUGGCCAUCUUUCUUGUGCUCAUGCUUCCAUUUGGACCGCAAUUGUUGCGUUGGGCAGUCAAACGACAAUGGUUGGGUACUUUGAUGAGCACUUUGGACAAACGAUACGGUAGUGGAGGUAAGCAUGAUUUGGACAAUAUGGAAGAACCACCAAAGUUUUAUACUACAACAUCAAUCUUUAUCGACAGUUUGAACAACGUAAAUCGCAUCUCUGCCGAAUUGUUGGAGACCAAAUUGGCCGAGGCUCGUCAAUUGAAGCAGGCAUCGGGUGGUGAAUUCGCAAUGAACGUCUCUGGAGGAAAGGUGGAUGUUUUGAGUUUGUUGGUUCGAGCAAGCUUGGACGAUUCAAGCAAUUACAAGAUGAACUCUGAUAUGUUACAAGCACAAAUGUUGACAUUCUUGGGCGCAGGUCAUGAGACGACAGCUUCGGGAGCAGCUUGGGCAAUGUGGGAAUUAGCAUGCAACAAAGAUAUCCAACAAAAGUUACGCAAAGAAUGUCAAGAAUUAAUCUUGCGUAAUCAUAAUCCAGGUUGGCAAGAAUUGAACGAGCUCAAAUACCUCAACGCAGUCGUACAAGAAACGAUGCGUGUUAGACCACCAACACCUCAAACUGCUCGUAUAGCAUCAAAGGAUUGCACAGUGGACGGAACAUUUGUUCCAAAAGGAACUCAAUUGAUGAUCCCUAUCCGAGCCGUCAAUUUUGAUGAGUCCAUCUGGGGCGAAGAUGCAAGACAAUUUAAGCCAGAAAGAUGGUUUGAUCUUUCUGAUAAAUAUAGUUCGGUAUUUUCUGUUUUGACAUUUAUUGCCGGCUCGCAUCAUUGUAUCGGAAGGAAUAUGGCCAUUCAAGAACUCAAAGCUAUUCUUUGUGCACUCAUCUCUCGAUUCGAAUUUGAACCGGCUCAAAGUGAACCACGUGAAAAGAGUGCAAUCACAAUGAAACCUGAUGGUGGUUUACGAUUGAGGGUGAAAUUGUUAGACAUGAAAGAUUGAAUCGUUUUUCCCUUGCUAAUAUUAUGCUUCAUGACUGAGGAAUUUUAUGUAUCUUACCAACUCUUCUUUUCAUUGCCUUCUUAAUACCAUUGGAUUG
This is a messenger RNA of Meira miltonrushii, 1957 nucleotides long. RefSeq names its product cytochrome P450. Gene Ontology annotation, molecular function: oxidoreductase activity, acting on paired donors, with incorporation or reduction of molecular oxygen; iron ion binding; heme binding. The record is from RefSeq and is a predicted model, not a curated record. NCBI's taxonomy places the organism in Eukaryota, Fungi, Basidiomycota, Exobasidiomycetes, Exobasidiales, Brachybasidiaceae. Bases 112 to 1860 code for a protein of 582 amino acids. The transcript is spliced from 2 exons.